AUGGCGUUGCAAGCCGUGUAUAAGCAAUUCCUAGCCGCGCCAAACUCCUCCGCGCUGGCCCAGAACGCGUCCCUGCACUACAUUACCACCCUCUCCAGCUUCUACGGCCCGACAGACAUCAUUAAGCACCUCAACUCCACGCGCAACCAGAUCAAGAAGAACAAGGAGGAGCUCCUCAAUGUCGUCGAGGGCCAGAACGCCCUCGCCGUCCAAGCAGAGCUGACCCUCGAGUUCCAGGACACUGGCGGUCCUUACCUGCCCGGCCUUGACGACCAGUUCCUCUCAGACCGAAUUGUCUACCUGCCUGUCUUCCACGUCGUCAAAUUCGACAGCGAUGGCAAGAUCACAACCAUCCAGCAGAGCUGGGACCAGGGAGCCCUCCUGAAACAGCUGGAUGUCAUCGGCAAGACCGGUCGCAACUGGCCUAUCCGCGAUGGCCAGGAACAAAUCAAGUUGAUUGCAAGGACAGCUGGGAAGCCUGCCGAGCCCACUGCGUCAGACGCUGCAAACCGCUCUCGCACAAACUCCUCGGGUACCUUGCGCGACGCUCGACCCAAAGAUGAGCCUGUCCCCGCCGUAAUCUCGCCCUAUGGUGGCACGCGGCCCCGCCAGCGAACCUUUGAGGAGAUCCUCGGCGAUGAGCACCACCACUUCGAGUCACCCGACCGCGAGAAGUCCCCAAGCAAGGCCGUCGCGCCCAAGAUUGGCGCUGGCAAGAACUUCCAGCCCUCGCGCUUGUUCGACAAGCCCGAGGACGCGCCUCCCGAGCCAGACAGCCCCGAGGAUGGCAAGUCUCCGGAGCGAUUUAUGAGGCCGCAUCCCAAGAAGUAUAACCACUUUGACUUUGCCGAUGGGUCUGAUCCUGCGGAUGCGCCACAGGCAGGCGUUGCAAUGCAUUCUGUCAAGGGCAAGCACCGAAGCCAAUGGGACUUUGAAGACUUUGUCACCCCCCAGAAGCCCAAGCCAGGCAAGACCCUUCGCACUCAAGAGAUCAGGCAUUGGGGGACUGGUAACGACAAGGACGAUAUUGAGGAGUCACCAGCCAAGGCUGCUGGAAAGCCGCGACGGGAUGCGGAGAAGCACUUUGAGAUGGAGGACGAUGGUAACCCACCGACCGAGCCGCGUCCUGCCCCUCGCCCUCGCGGAACAGUGCACAACAGCGGGCUGGGCCUGUACAACAACCAUAUGACCACCGACGAUGGUUCGGACCCCGUUCAAUCGCCGGACCCUCGUGCCCUGGGCAACAUCACCAACCUUAAGAACCGCUCCAAGACUUUUGCUCCUCACUUCGACAUGAGAGACGAGUCGCCCACGCAGGCCACCGCGCCCCACAAGGAGAACAACAAACCCGUGGUUCUAAAGGAGAAUGGUCCCGAACACCGCAUCAAGCUCGGCGGAGAUGGCAUGGGCAAUCCCAAGGGAGGUAGGGGCUGGUCGCUUGGGGACGAUUCUGACGAGGAGAAGCAGCCGGCUGCGGUCCCGGGCAGGAAGGGCGCCGCUCAGAAGGCGGCGAACAGCUUCUGGGAUCAUUAG
Diaporthe citri is the source of this 1533-nucleotide messenger RNA. RefSeq lists its product as uncharacterized. NCBI's taxonomy places the organism in Eukaryota, Fungi, Ascomycota, Sordariomycetes, Diaporthales, Diaporthaceae. The coding region runs from base 1 to 1533 and encodes 510 amino acids. The record is from RefSeq and is a predicted model, not a curated record. The transcript is spliced from 2 exons.